AUGAUCGCUUGCCCGGCCUACAAACGAGCCAUCGCACGCAAGCUGCUUGGCAGCUUGAGAUGGCGCAGUGGCCAGCCUUCUAGAGGCGUCGCCUCCAAAGCCAGGGGCCGGUCGCCGCCUGUCGACUGGCUGGCGGCAGAGACGGAUGUCGCGCAACAGCUCUUGGACACUGGUCUCUGGCGGAGCGCGCGAUCACGCGCAACCAAGAAUGCACCGGUGGAUACACGAAGAGUCAAUAUAGUGAGCGAAGAGCUCUGCUCCGACAUUAUCAAAUACAUAGGGAAUUCACUCGAAAGACAUGCCGGAUGCGACUUGCUAGAUCUGAAUCCAGGGGCUGGCCUCUGGAGCAAAGCGCUGCAUGAAGCUGUGCAGCCGCGCAAGCACGUCCUUCUCGACCUCGACGCCGACUUUUACCAGCCAUUCCUGCGCGACCUUCUAUCCAAGCCCAAUGUCGAGCUUAUAAAGAAAUCUGGAAUAAUCUGGGGAAAUCUCGAAGAUGUCGUCGCCUCUCGCUUCACCGCGCAAAGCAAGGUCGCACCCCAAACAGAGGCACCCCCGCAGCGCAACGACACGCUGCUCGUGACGGCAAACCUGUCCAUGUGCCCGAAGCGGCCUUACCGUGGGUUCGACAAUGUCGGCACAAUGGUGCUGUACCAGUUCCUCUCCAGCAUCCGGCAGAGCAGCCUGCUGCAGCAGUACGGGUUGGUGCGUUUCCUGAUCUGGACCAACGACGAGGACAAGCACCGCAUCCUGCCACGCAGCAUCCUGCGCCGCCGCCGCGGCGCCUUCGAGGCUGAGCUCUCGUGCGACUGGCUUCAUGAGGUCUGCGGCAGCACCGUCGACGUCCAUGCCCGCAUGGCCCUGCGCGACGAGUGGUUGAAUGUGGAAUCGUGCGCCGGCGCCAUGUCGAGGAUGGCGGCGCUUGGAAUCGAGAUGCCGACACACCGCCAGUCAGAGACAUAUAAGCGAAUCCGUCGAGAUCCGGCAGCGCUUAUGGGCAAGAAGCUCGCGGACACGGAAACGCCGCAGCUCACGCGACCCUACAUCCAAGAACUCAACCGCCUGCGGGACUCUGUUAGCCCCGACAGCCCCAGCGAGGACCUGCGGCGCCUGAAACAGCUCGAGUACCGCGAUCGCCACGAGCACAAGCUCGCCGGUCGAUUCAGCACCCUCCUGCAACAACAGCUCGCAACCGCCGCCCUCGCCGGCACUGACGACUUUGCCGCGCACGACGCCGCCUACACCGCCGCCGCCGCCCGCCUCCCCAAGAACAAGGCCGCCGAGUACCGCCGGCUCGUCGACAACCACCACCUCUUCCGCCAGGCGCCGCCCGCGAUGCUCUGGGACCGCCGCGCCUACGAGCCGCUCGUCACGCGGCCCACCGAGUUCUUCCCCAACGCGCCGACGACGCUCCUCGAUAUGCAGCCCAAGGCCAUGGACCCGAUCCUGCGACAGUACGGCCCCGCGACGACGCGCUCCGGCGAAAUGUCCGACGUCCUGCUGCACCUGUGGUUCGCCAACACCCUCGGCCCGCUCGAGGCCGGGCUCGACCGCCUCUGGGGCGGCUUCGGCAGCGAGAUUGCCAGGUGCCCGAGCUUUGACGACCCGCACCGCGGCGGCUCGCCGCUGUCGGGCGCGGGCCGGGUGCCGGCGCGCUGCGUCAACGAGGAGCAGUGGCUGGAGGUGAUGCGCGCGUGGAUGGACUGGCCGUUUCGCCCGGCGUACACGCAGCUCCUGGGCCGCUGGGCCGAGGAGGACAGCGCGGCGGACGAUGAGGAUACCAAGUCUGGCGCGCAGGGUCUCGGAUUUUGA
Akanthomyces muscarius is the source of this 1812-nucleotide messenger RNA. RefSeq lists its product as uncharacterized. The record is from RefSeq and is a predicted model, not a curated record. Gene Ontology annotation, molecular function: mitochondrial transcription factor activity. Gene Ontology annotation, cellular component: mitochondrial DNA-directed RNA polymerase complex; mitochondrial matrix. The coding region runs from base 1 to 1812 and encodes 603 amino acids. The transcript is spliced from 2 exons. Gene Ontology annotation, biological process: transcription initiation at mitochondrial promoter. NCBI's taxonomy places the organism in Eukaryota, Fungi, Ascomycota, Sordariomycetes, Hypocreales, Cordycipitaceae.